This is a messenger RNA of Prorocentrum cordatum, 858 nucleotides long. NCBI's taxonomy places the organism in Eukaryota, Dinophyceae, Prorocentrales, Prorocentraceae. The record is from the annotation of a GenBank genome assembly.
GGGCGCGCCGCGGAGGGGCGCACGGCGGCGGGCGGUCCGCCCGCGGGCCCCGCGCGGCCGCCGCGGCGAUGGGCGACGGCACCGCUUGGAAGCCGCGGUCGGUGGAGGAGAGCGUCGAUGGCGGCGUGCAUCCCGCCGUGGCGGCGAUGCGGCUGUCCGGGGCGACCAGCGCGCCGUCGUUGAGCAUCGCCUCGCUCCAGAAGCUAGGCAUGACACCCGGCAGUCUCUUCCCGCCGGAGAAGAAGAGCAGACUAGAGUCGCCAACGCGCGAAGAAGGCGGGAAGAAAAAGAAGAAGGAGAAGAAAGACAAGGACAGGGAGAAGGAGAAGAAGGAGAAGAAGGAGAGCUCGUCCUCGUCCGGGUCCGGCUCUGGGAGCAGCUCCGGCAGCGCGUCCUCGUCCUCCUCCUCGAAGAAGAAGAAAAAGAAGGAGAAAAAGGAGAAGAAGAGGGAGAAGAAGCGGAAGAAGGACGAGGCCGAGGCGGGCGGCGCAGGUGCUGAAGAUCCUGUCCCCGCGGCGGGGAGCCUGCAGCUAACCGUGGACUCCUGCUCCGGGGACGACGAGGGCGACGACCAGCCGCCCGCCAAGCGAAAGGACGCCGAGGCCGUGCGGAAGAAGCUGGGCCAGGAGGAGGCCGAGGCUCCCGCGGAGGAGGCGGCCGCCGUCGCGAGCAGGGAGCCCGAGGCCCCCGACCCGAACAGCCCGGCGCUGAUAGUGCAGGCGCUGGAGAACAGGGACCUCUCCGUGCUGGACAGGGCCGUCGGUGUGCUCAGGAGGGGCGGGCGCUCCGCGAGGCCGUGGCAAGCGCUAUUGCCAGCCUAACGCCGAACGCCUCCGACAAGGACGGCAGCAAGAAGGC